AUGCUGCCUCACCGCGUGCGCGUGAGGGACUUCGCGGCGGCGCGCUCGGCUGAAUUCGCCACCCUCUACGCCGCGCUCGACCGCGCGCGCGCUCCAACGGUCAACGCUGCCGCCAGUGCGCCUAGGGCCGACAGACGCGACCAGCGGAACUGCCGAGCGGAUAGUGCGGCGGAAGAUGCGACGGACGGCGGAGGAGGAGGAGGAGGAAGCGAGGGCCGUCGCGUGGUUGGGCGGCGCGAGUGGGGCGCGCGGCGACGGCGCGAUCGUGUGGCCGUGAGGCACGGCACGCCGCGGCACCUGAUCCGACGGACCAGCAGCUUCGUGCGACGCGGGGGAGCCAGAAAAGGCGGAACGAGCGGAACGCGCAGAACGAGCGGGGCGGGCAGUGCACGUGGGGAAGUGCGCGGAGGCUUGGCGCGGGUGGUCGCGGGGCAGGUUCGCCGAAAGCGCGUCAAGGUCGCGGCGCUGGAGGGCCACGUGGACAGGGGGACGCGGGGCGCGGGGGAGGAUAAGGGCGGGGAGGCGCGAAGGGUUGCGGAAGAGUGGGGGGAAGGGGAGGCGGAAGGAGAAGGGGAGGCGGAAGGAGAAGGGGAGGCGUGCAGGCGAGUGCGCAGAUGGGCGCAGGCGAAGCGGGUGAAGCAGGGGGUGGGGGGAGGGCGGGCAUGGAACGAGGUGGGGGCCCAUGGGGGGGCGAGACGGCUGGCGAGUCACAAGUGGCAUGCGAAGCGAUUCCAUAUGGCGGGCGCGUGGGGGUACACGCUGGCAGCGCGGCUGCAUGGCAGGGGCCGUGGCAGCCGGGCGGUGGUGGAGGCAGCAGGCAGGGCGGCCGUGCUGCACGACGCGUCCUACCACUCCGCCAUCCAGCUCACCGGCACUCAGCACAGCGGCAGGCACAGACGGACAGGUCGCAUGCGGCAUGGAAGGAGGCCAGUCCGUCUGCGCCUGCCACAGCUGCCACCUUUUGCCAGGGUGUUCACUUGCCUCCCGCGUCACCCAACCCCCUUUCCUUCCCCUCCCUUUUGCCCUUUCUGUGGUGCGUUGUGUCUCUGA
Molecule: messenger RNA, 1050 nt
Organism: Closterium sp. Naga37s-1
Lineage: Eukaryota; Viridiplantae; Streptophyta; Zygnematophyceae; Desmidiales; Closteriaceae
Source: the annotation of a GenBank genome assembly